Molecule: messenger RNA, 1077 nt
Organism: Suillus clintonianus
Lineage: Eukaryota; Fungi; Basidiomycota; Agaricomycetes; Boletales; Suillaceae
Product: kinase-like domain-containing protein
Exons: 9
Coding region: 1-1077 (358 amino acids)
Biological process (GO): protein phosphorylation
Molecular function (GO): ATP binding; protein kinase activity
Source: RefSeq, a predicted model, not a curated record
AUGAUAAAGAAAAAUGAUCCGAGGGCAGAGGACUUGCCAGACGACUUGACACCUUUUAUUACUCGAACAAUUAUGGACCACGCUAGUGGAGGCGCAUUUGGCGAUGUUUGGAAAUGCAAUUACUUGAAUGCAGAUGGUAAAUCAACCCUCGUUGCGGUCAAGGCCUACAGGUUUUCAGAGAAUGAUGGUUUGGAGAGGAUCAACAGGCAAAUUACCCCAGAAAUUGGCAUAAAUUUGAAACUGCUACACCAUGCCAACAUUGUACCAUUGUUGGGUAUAGCGACAGGAUUUGGACGGAUGCCAGAGUUGUGCUGCUUGGUGUCUCCGUGGAUGCCGAACGGCACGUUGAAUAACUACCUAGCAUUGAAUCACAACAAUCUAACAGUCUUGGACUGUUUACGUAUGCUAGAGGACAUCAGCGCUGGACUUCGAUAUUUACACUUGAUGUCUGUCAUGCACAGGGAUAUAACAGGGGCGAAUAUACUGAUUGACGAGGGAGGCCAUGCGAGGCUAAUUGAUUUUGGUCUUUCCACCGUUAUCCAACCCCUUCUCGGCCAGUCGCACUUGGCCACGACAUCUGCACGUCCAGGUGCGAUCCGCUAUGCAGCGCCAGAGCUUGUUGUACCAGAUGGUGUCCAUAACCUUGUGUCUCUGGAAAAAACUGAUAUCUACUCUUUUGGUUGUGUAAUGCUUCAAGUUCUCUCGGGCCGGCUUCCUUGGUCUGAGGUGACAACUGGAAUUCUGGAUCUUCGCAUUGCUGUCAUGAUACUCGGAGGUCGUGGACCACAACGCCCCGAUGGUCAUCCUGCCAUAACAGACUUGGAUUGGCACUUCAUCCAAACAUGUCUGCGAUUUGAACCCGAACUUCGACCUUCAGCAAACGAAGUAGUUGAAUUUGUUGUGCAUAGAUUUCCCGUCUCAGGUUCUUCUAGACCACUUGACGAUCUUCCCAAUGAUACAAUGAUAGCUCCCCUGGACCUUCCCCGCAUUGUGGUUCUGAUGACUUGGACAGAGCAGAACAUCCACCCGACAGUCUACCAGUUCACCCUAGUCAUGAACCGAAACCUUCGAUCGUAG